Molecule: messenger RNA, 7453 nt
Organism: Anarrhichthys ocellatus (wolf-eel)
Lineage: Eukaryota; Metazoa; Chordata; Actinopteri; Perciformes; Anarhichadidae
Gene: znf219
Product: zinc finger protein 219
Exons: 5
Coding region: 281-3961 (1226 amino acids)
Biological process (GO): regulation of DNA-templated transcription
Cellular component (GO): nucleus
Molecular function (GO): DNA-binding transcription factor activity, RNA polymerase II-specific; RNA polymerase II cis-regulatory region sequence-specific DNA binding
Source: RefSeq, a predicted model, not a curated record
AGAGAGAGAGAGAGAGAGAGAGAGAGAGAGAGGGUGACCAAACUGAGGGAGGAGGGAGGGGGAAACGGCGUAUGCUUGUAUACAACCCUGAUUUCCAUUUUUUUUCCCAACUCGUAAUGUAUUUAAUUCAAGUGAAACGUAAUCAUGACGUGUCGUGUCAUUAAUCUCCUCGCCGCCUCUCCCAAAAUUAAAGGAGAAGGCUGCCACAGAAGUGUGUCCCCCGUCAGCCGAGACACUAAAGAAUGGCAUAACAUCACACAUACUUCUGUACUGACAGAGGAUGGAUUCUCCGCCGGAGUGUGUGUCUCUUUCUUGUGAGCAUCCCCAGUCUCCCCCAACACUGCCAUCCCUGGACCACAGCCCCCAGGCGUCUUCUCCUCACACUCAGCUCUCUCUACCUGACAGCCCCGCUGUCCUGCCCAUUCACAGCCCCGAACCUUCCCCUCAGAGCCCGGACACCACGCCUUAUUUCCCCCUCUCUCCCUUCCCCCUCCUGGAGGACAAUAACAACAAUCACCACGAUGUUGAUGAAGAAGAUGAGGAGGAAGGGCUGGAUGGAGUUCCUCUGUCCCCGACCCCGGCAGUGGCUCUGUUCCCAGUAGGAGGGGGACAAGAAGCUGGAUGCAGCCCUUGUUUGGACUCCUCUCCACCAGCGCCACUCCUCGGGUUUGGAGCCCUGGAGCUGGCCCUCUCAUCAGGGCAGAGUGGAAACUGCAGCGAUGAGCUAGACCUACAGCUGUUCCAGAAAGAUACUGUUACCAGGGCAAUACCUGGAGUGGGAGGGACUUCACCAGGACCUGCGCUCAGGUUCCCCUGUCAUGUAUGCGGAAAGAGAUUCAGAUUCCAAAGCAUUUUGUCUCUUCAUGCCCGAGCUCACAGUCUGGACCGAGACCGCCGAGCUUUAGCCCUAUACCGGACUGGACUCCCUUCAGCACCCCUAAAGCAGCACCUCAAAAUACAGCAGAACCACAAAGACUUAGUCCAGAAUCACCGGAGUCACCCAAACCAGCGUAUACUGCCAGGGACACUCAUCCAGCAUCUUACAGAAGAAGAGGAUGUUGACGGUGAGGUCAAAGGUCUAGAUGACGGCCUACAGACAGACCAGAACCCAAACUUCUUACUGGAUGACAGUACACCAUUGACCCCUCCACUUACAGAGGAUCCUGUAUCUGUGACUCCUCCCUAUUCUUCUACCAUUGGGGAGGGUGUGUCUACUCCUAUAGCGCCUACGUUUCGCUGCCAUGCCUGCAAAGGAAAAUUCCGCACGGCUUCGGAGUUGGCGCGCCAUGUCCGCAUUCUCCACAACCCGUAUAAAUGCACUCUUUGUCCCUUCUCUGCCAGCCAAGAAGAGAGCCUGGCAUCUCACUUGCAGGAGUUCCACCCUUCCCCUGAGGUACCUGCUCUGCCACCGGCCUUCAAUUCCAGGCUGGUCAUUGCAACCCCUGAUACUCCUGUGCCCACCCCGACGCAUACCCCAGCCCCAGCCCCAGCCCCACCACCAAGUACCCCACAGGUGACAGCAGCAGCAGCUACAGCGGCUGCCUCCCCCACAUUGCCAGCAUUUCGCUGUGAUAUUUGUGGACAGCGGUUUACCCAAUCUUGGUUCCUGAAGGGACACAUGCGAAAGCACAAGGACUCCUUGGACCAUAAGUGCCAGGUAUGCGGCCGUGGCUUCAAAGAGCCUUGGUUCCUCAAAAACCACAUGAAAGUACAUCUCAACAAGCUUGGGCUGAAGGCCGGGCUGGGAACCCUUGGGGUACCAGGAGGUUCAGAGCAGCAAGGCAAAGGCUCUGCUAAUAAUCAGUCUCUCAACGCUCUCUAUUCAAGCCUCCUUCUGGCCCAGCAAAGAGGUGGUAGAGGUGGACAAGGAAGAUCAGAAACUGGAGGCAGAAUGGGGAUGGGCUCAAGCAAAUCAGCCAUCCUCGGCUACCUCGGGUUACCCAGUGAUGGCAGUGGGGCUAGCUGCAUGGAGAGACUUCAAGCAGUGGCUCAGGUGGCAGAGAUGGGAAAUGGUGGUGGCUUUGGCGGCACAGGAGUAGGGGACCAAGGAAGAGGAGGGGGACCGAAUAGAGGAGGGGGCACAAGUGACACUACUGCAUCAAUUUCAGAAGGAGGUGACCAGGCCACUUGGUGGCAGCUGGUGGCUCGCAGCCUGGCAGUAGCUCAGCAGCAGCAGCAGCAGCAGAGGCCCCAACAGCGAGGCCAGCAGCAAAGCCAGCGAGGCCAAGGUCGGAACUCCGUGAUCACAGAGGCCGACCAAGUCAGGGCCUACCUCGGAGGCCUGGAUCCAAGAGAAGAGUCUGGGGGUGCAGGAGGGCCAUGGGAAUGCCCAGACUGUGGAAAGCUUUUCCGCAGCCUGCAGCAGGUGGUGGUUCAUGCUCGCGUUCACACUCAGAGGCCCCAGAAAGGAGGUGGUGGCGGCGAAGAGGAAGGGAGUGGUAGCCGUAGAAGAGCGGGGCUUGGAAGAGGAGGCAGCGGUGAAGUGAGACAGGAAUCUCAGCUACACAGUGGUGAAUCCCAACAAGCAGGAGAAGUGAGACAGGAAUCAAAACUGCACGGUGGUGGAUCACAACAAGCAGGGGCGGCUACAGGGUUUCACUCCGUCAUCUCAAGCUUCAAAGGAGAAAAUGGCUUGACAGCAGUCUCCUCCAUACCUUCAGUUCCCAACAGGGAGCGAGUGCGUGGUAGAGGGAUAAAAGACUGCCCCUACUGUGGUAAAGCCUUCCGCUCUUCACACCAUCUCAAAGUGCACCUGAGAGUUCACACAGGCGAGAGACCCUACAAAUGUCCCCACUGUGACUAUGCGGGUACCCAGUCGGGCUCGCUGAAGUACCACCUCCAGCGGCAUCACAGGGAGCAACGCAACGCCUUGUCAGCCUCCUCCAAUUCCUCCUCCAGUGGUCUCAGCCCCACUAUCAACAGUCUGACCUCUGGAACCUCGGGGCUGGCCAAGCAGCGCCGAUCCCAGCCAAACCACUGCCCUCCCAACCGAGGCCCAACCGACGACCCCACCUCUCGGCCCAGCCAGCAGUCUUGGCUCCUGGGGCUUCCAGACCAGCGGGAGCACCGGAAGGCCUUGGCCGCUCUAAGGGAUGUCGACUUGGAGACCCAGUACAGGUAUCUGUCUGGGGUGAUGGGGGCCCUUUACCAAGGUGGAAUGGAAGGAGGCUGGAUCAGGGAGUCUCCCCCACCCAAGGCCCCUAAAGUGUCCCGUCGCAAGCCCCUUACUACUAGCCGAAUGGUUCAACCACUGAGUGACAAGGAAGGGCCUGCGCCUUCAACUCAAGAAGGGGGUUUCGAACCCCUGGAUCUGUCUCGCCGCCCCUCACCUGGCCUUGGAGGCAUGGAGGAGGAUGGAGGCAUGAGCUUAGGGGAGGGAGGAGGUGUCGGCGGUGGGGAUGGCGUAGGGGAUAUUUCAAUGGCGGUCAAACUGAGCCAGUGUUUGUUCUGCCCUUUUCGCACGUCCUCAGCAGAGCUGAUGGCCAUGCACCUCCAGGUCAACCACACCAGUAAGUCCAGGCGCAAAAGAGCCCCUUCUACCACCUUGGAUGGUGAUGGAGCCCCAAAGGCCACCAAGCCCCGGACGGAUCAUUCUGAUCUCGACUCUCUGACAAUAUGGAGGCAUGUGACCGAGGCAGAGUCCCAGGCACCCCUGGGAGAAUGGUCCUCAACGCAGGCCAAGACCAUGAAUGGGCUCUCUGAGGAUACACAGGACCAUCUGGACGACAUCCUCGGCCACCCAGACGUGGCCUCAGUGUCCAAGAAUGUCAGAGACGGUCUGGCACUCAAGGGAAAGAUGGAGGGGGAUGAGGAGGAUCAAGAGGAAGAAUUGGAAGAGAAUUUGGAGAACAGCAGCCUGGAGGAUUCAGAGGACCAGGAUCUGAGGAUGUCCCUCGCUCUUUCACCGGCCCUGAGCUCCAACCACAUGGUAGGAGAGGAGGAAAGAGUCUUUACAGAUUAAAAGGCUUUGUUUGGGAUGACACCAUUCAAACUGGAGGGUUGGGUUCAAUGUUUUCAACUACAUUCGACACAGAAUUGAAGAAACGGGCAAAGGAUUCUUAACUCCUGAGGUUUUGAAAAGAGCAAGAGAAACAUCACAGCUUUUAUUUUCCUUACGACAUUAUUCGUCUUGUUCGGUUCCGACAGUAUGGUCAUCCUCAAAAUAAGCUUCCUGUGCAAAAGAGCAAAUAUGCAUCUUUUCAGGAUUUUUGUAGGCCACUUUUUCCUCUUUUUUUUUCAAGUGAUCUCCUACAUGAUAAAUCUGUACGAUCUAAGGCAUCAUUCCACACACAUCUGUUUCACACCAAUAACGGACUGUUUAUUCCAGACUACUAUACUGACGAGGCUGAAGCUAGCUGUGAAGAGAUACUCUCCUGACAGACCACCGAACGGUUUGAAACCUCAAACGUCAAGUUCCUCCUCCACCCACACAAAUGUGGAGGAAAGUUAAGUGUAGAAAAGUUUCAAGCUGUGAACCUCAGCUGAGCUUUUUGGUAUUAAUUUAAGGCAUGACAUAACUGUUGCAGACCGCGUGCUUUCCCUCGACUAUAUAUCACUGCCUUGUUUGUCUGAAAAGUGUUUCUACACGAUUGUCCUAAAGAAAAACAGAAAGAAACGUUUGUAACAUUUUUAUUUUUUUUCAGUUAGUGCCUGUUCAUGUGCAUUGUCGAGAGAGUCUCUGGUGCUCCUGCGCAUCGAGGCUCUGAUAGGUCAUUCAUUUUAUCUGAAUAUACAGUUUAAAACAAUUUAAGUACAGUAUAUUUGUUCAAAGUGGUUCUAGGGUGUUGUGAAUAGUUAAGUUGUAAAAGAAAUGCUACAUUGUAGCGUGUUGUACUUGACACAGGCGGCAGAAUAGAAAACAAACAAAAAAAGUAGGCGAUAUAGAUAAUGCAGUGAAAGAGGUCAAAGGCUGAGCGAUACGAAAGGGGUCAAAGUUUAAAAAUUCAGUGUUUACAAUGGCGCCGAAUGUGGGUUGGGGUUGCAACGUAGAUGCGUGGAAAAGAACAAAACUCAGAGCGGGAGACUGUUCCCUACUGCCGUAGGGACGUCGCCCGAGCCCCCCUGGGACACAAUCAACUGACACACCCUUUUUAAAGACACAGAGACUCUGCGACUGUGUCGGAAAAAGGAACGAUACAAGGUAGAGAAGGAAAAAGAAAGCCGUACCUCUGCCAAAACAGGACUGAAUCUGAGAAACAGACUACUCUUGGGGGGGUAUGGCGUCAUUUAGAUGAGUAGAUCUCCUCUCUUCUUUUUUAAUAAGAGAAGAAAAGACAAUGGUAGGAGUAAUUAUUAAAAACACUAACAAAAUGCAUAGACAUCCCAGUAGAAUAUGUGUAGCUUUUGUAAAGAUGAGAAGAAGAAAAAAAAAAGCAGACUUUUGUUUAUUUUCAUUUCAAGAUGCUUACAGAAAAAGGUUAUCAAUAUAGGUAAUAUUGAUUAUAAUGUUUGUGAGCUAAGACUAGUUGGAAUGUCUAUACAGAGCACUGUGCAAGGUUUCAGUUCCCAAAGUAGUUGUUUUUGUUUUCGACUUUAUCGAUAGACCAAACGUUUUUUCAAUGGAAGCUGUCACUUUCUGUUGUCGUUUUUUGAAUGUGUAAACACUGUGGUUUGGAUAGAUUUACCCCAUCGAUUAGCCAAAUCCGUCAAUCAGUUGAUCAGUGCGUCGGAUAUCCAACCACUGAACUGGUUGUUAAAGAAAGUUCACCUUUGUGUAAACGUCAACUGCUAUAAAUGAAAACAAUCACUCAUGAAUAUCAUGACUUCUUGUGUUUUGAAAAGAGAAAACCAUGAACGCGGGGCAGUGAUCCCCCCCCCCCCCCCUCACGCUGGUGAACAACCACUAUUUAUCUACUUAGACUACUUUCUGAUGGGGUAUCCUACGAUUGCAGCCACACCUUAAUGUGCAUUAAUGUGUUUUGAGUUCCUUCUGUAGAGCACCUUAUGAGUUCUGUAGUGAUAAGUCCCUUAGUGGUGUCUCCUUAACAACUACUGUCAAUGCCAUCGUGCCUUCUGUUUCAAGCACUUCCUGGUGUAUUUUGUAAAACUCACCAAAAGCACUUAGCCUAUAUCACACUCGUUCUUGCUCUCCGUCUGUCCUUACUCCCCCCCGUCCUUUCUCCUCCUCUUCCCCUCUUAUCACCUCUGCUCAUUUCCCUCAAUCUGUUAUCUCAUGUCGUUACCUCUCGACCCCUCUCUCUCCUGGGGGAGGCUCUUUCUCUCUCUCUCUCGCUCUCUCUCUCUCUCUCUCUCUCUCUCUCUGCUGUUUCGGGCCUGUUCGGCCUUAAACCAGGCCACUAGGCCUUAUUACGAGCUAGCAUGGCUAGACUCUUGAAAGAAUGGACUACCUAACCUUUAGACAAGUACAAAUCAUUGUAGAUGUAGGGUUAGACUACUUUUGGUCUUAACACUAACCCUUUGUAAACCAAAGCCCAAGUCUAAGUCGAAUAAAUCUUAUAUUUAAUCUCUUAAAAAGGUGCCAAAACAUGUCCCAGGUGACACUAAAGUAAUGUUCAACUUGAGAAAAUGAAAUAAUACUUUUUUUAACCCAUCCUUCCUCCUUUUCUCUCUCUCUCUCUCUCUCUCUCUCUCUCUCUCUCUCUCUCUCUCUCGCUUGCUCUUCCUCCAUGUUGCUCUCUCUCGUCCGUAAACUGUCUAUCUCUAUAGCACCACUUGAAGGUGACGUGUACUAUCUGGUAUUGAGGCCUUUAUUAGAUUUUUAUUUCAGUUUGUGUGGUGUUUGUUCAAUGCCGUUGAGAUGGAAAAAUGCUCUUCUUAUGAUGAUAAUUAUUAUUGUUUUGGCAUUAUGGUAAAAAACAACAAAAAAAAUAAGACAAAACUAAAAAAAAAACAAGAGAAAUGUGUUGUUGAAUGUUGUACAGAUAGCACUAGAGCUGUUGUGUUUUUUUUGUUUUUUUUAAAGAGAGCACAAACCCGAGCGAUGGUCCCUUCGACUCCUCCCACCGGCAGACGGGAAUAAAACAGCCUGCCAAUCAAUCUACAUGUCUAAUGACAAAACAAUCUCCUCUGUGAUGACAGAGUUUCAAAACCAACCAUUUUGUGUCCAAGUAGCGUUCUUCUCUGGAGAUUUAAUUUUCCCAAAUGUCUUCCACAGAAAGAAACGAAUCCUCUCGAGUUGAUAUUUUUACUCUUUUGAUGGAAUAGUUUGAUUUCAGAGAACUUGACUGUUUUACGAAGACAACGCGUGGGUGCCUUUAUUGCGUCCAUAAGCAGAGUGAAAGUAUGUUUAACAGCAAGUUCAGCCCAUUUCUUUGUCUCAUCUGUGUGGGAUCAUAAGAGCUUCACUGAAAACUGGUGAAAUGCAUCUCUGCAUUUUGCAGUGAGGGAAAACUGAUCUAACAUAGUAGUGACUAAUAUGACUUUGUGGACAGAUUAAAAAAAAAAUAAAAAUAAAAUAAAACACAUUAGAAAUAAAUAAACACAAACAAAAUAA